This is a messenger RNA of Neoarius graeffei (lesser salmon catfish), 2618 nucleotides long. It is a transcript of the gene tox, whose product is annotated as thymocyte selection-associated high mobility group box. The transcript is spliced from 9 exons. The record is from RefSeq and is a predicted model, not a curated record. Gene Ontology annotation, molecular function: chromatin DNA binding. Gene Ontology annotation, biological process: regulation of transcription by RNA polymerase II; leukocyte differentiation. Gene Ontology annotation, cellular component: nucleus. Bases 12 to 1424 code for a protein of 470 amino acids. Lineage: Eukaryota; Metazoa; Chordata; Actinopteri; Siluriformes; Ariidae.
ACAGUGAAAACAUGUUCAUGCCGGUGCCCGAGCCGAGCCAGGACUUUGUUCCAGUGAACCAGUUUCCAAGCCCCAAACAGACCACAGCUCAGUGGAAGAGAGAGACUUCUCCUCAUCCAGACGCUCAUCGCCUGCCACACUGGCAGUCCUACCCGGUCACUGGUCUCAGCGAUGAGGACUUCAACAUCCCCCCCAUCACCCCUCCCUCUCUCACUCACCUGGCCGAUAGCGAGUCCGGACCGUACCACCCGCUCUGCCCCCCCGCCCCCCACACGCUGCACCCCUUCAGCAUGCAGGGAAUGGACCUGCCCAACAUGGCCGCCCCCGGCAUGACGGGACAGGACGGGAAUCUCCUCGGCAACUCCUCACUCUCAGUGAUGCAGCAGAUGGUGAACUCGGACUCGCGAUACGGCACCCGUCCUCACGGGGACGCUCUCAGACCCAGAGUGUCAUCAGGAAUGGUUCCUCAGGGUCAGCUGACCCCCAUCAACCAGUCACAGCUUGGCAAUCAGCUGGGCAUGAAUGGGAGUAACGGGAAUAGUGGUGCCCACGGAUCACCUUCUCCUCCAGAGAGCAAGUCGGCCACGCCCUCUCCUUCCAGCUCUGUCCAUGAGGACGACGGAGAUGAGACUCUGAAGAGUGGAGCGGAGAAGAGAGCAGCUACAGAUGUGGCCAAAAAACCUAAAACUCCCAAGAAGAAGAAGAAGAAAGACCCGAACGAGCCUCAGAAACCCGUCUCAGCGUACGCUCUGUUCUUCAGAGACACACAGGCUGCCAUCAAGGGCCAGAACCCCAAUGCCACCUUUGGAGAAGUCUCCAAGAUCGUGGCCUCCAUGUGGGAUGGGCUGGGGGAGGAGCAGAAACAGGUGUACAAAAAGAAGACGGAGACGGCGAAGAAGGAAUACCUGAAACAGCUGGCUGCUUACAGAGCCACACUCGUCUCACAGAGUUACAGUGAGCCGGGCGAUGUGAAGGUGUCCCAGACGUCCCCGAUGCUUGGUCCUAAGCCUCCAUCGUUCCAGUCCCAUCCAGGACUCUACAUGGCUCCUCCGUACCCACAGCAGCCCCAUCUGCCCCCCAUGCAGCCUGGACUGGCCCGGGGUGGCAAUUCUCGGCCCGGCGCUAACAUUAGCAUGGGCAACAUGGCGGCUACGACGCCCCCUCCUCUUCAGAUCAGCCCCCCGCUACACCAGCACAUCAGCCUGCAGCAGCAGAUGGGCAGCCAUACGAUGCAACUGCACUCACCGUCUAUGGCCCAGGGUUUUCCUCUCCAAGCUGAGUAUCAGAGUUUGAUCAGUGUGUCGUCUCCCUCCAUGGAUUAUCGCUCCGGCUGCAGGACCGGACCGUCUCAGGGGCUCGACUGGACCACCGACUACUGCAGCAACAGCGCUCUGCAGAGGGAUAAAGCUCUGUAUCUAACCUGAUCGAGACCACCUGAGAACUCCUGCAGGAACCAAGAGGCAGUUCACACUUCCUCACAGGGGCAGAUACACACCUCCUGUCUACUCUCUCUCUCUCUCUCUCGCUCUCUCUCUCACACACACACCAUACACAUACCUUAUACACACAUUAUACACACAGAUCUGUAUAUGUGUGUGCGCGAGUGUUGCUCUUUCCUCAUCACUCGCUCUGUAACAGAACCGUCUUGUUCUGGGUUCUUUUGGGACUAUUAGGAUGUAAACUGUAGGAUAAAGUCACUUUAAUUCCAGUCACAGGGCUGUAAUUAAGGACCCUGUUGGUUUUAGUCCUCGUUAAUAAAGUGACACGAGUCAAACUGUGAGUCUGUCAGACGUAAAGCACUUACUGCUCCGUCGCUAAAAAAAAAAAAACACAUCUCAAAGACAAAGAGGGACAUGCAAGCCAUGCAUUAUUAUUAUUAUUAUUAUUAUUAUUAUUCACCCAAACCAGUGACACUGUGUUAAACAAAUUCUAGAGCACUGAAUUCAGGUGACUAACUUUAAUCGUAGUUAAAAGAACAUUUUUAUCUCUAUAAAUUCAAAUAAAAUUAGUAAUAAAACAGCAGACUCUGAUCUGAGACCUGUAGAUCAGCUGCUUCUUCAUCUACAAGUGUGUGGCUAAAGGGUUAGCUACCUAGCUAACCGAGAAACGUUACCAGACCAUUCUGUAAGGUUAAAAAAAUAACCUUCCUGAGUAAAAACGAGACUCAGAAGCAGAGUGAGGAUACCUUCACAAGAAUUUGAAUAAAGAUGCGAGCAACAAGGCCAGAAACAUUUGCGAAAACAGGAAUUGGCAAGACUUCGCAAUUAUUCAAAUGAGUAUUGAACUGUUUCAGUCCUCUAAAACCAGGAAGUGAUCGAGUGGAACAGAUUGCUGUAGUGCUCUGGUGAACCUGACCUUUGCUGGCGGGGAGGGAAAAUGUCCCGAGUCUUUGUUAUGGUAACGUUUGUGUUAUGAUUGUGGGAACGUUUCUAAAUCUCAUCUCAUUAUCUGUAGCCGCUUUAUCCUGUUCUACAGGGUCGCAGGCGAGCUGGAGCCUAUCCCAGCUGACUACGGGCGAAAGGCUGGGUUCACCCUGGACAAGUCGCCAGGUCAUCACAGGGCUGACACAUAGACACAGACAACCAUUCACACUCACAUUCACACCUACGCUCAAUUUA